ACACUGCUGGAAUACUAAUAGUAUCCUAAAAAAAUAUAAGGGCAGUAGGUAAAAAGGAUAUCUGAUUCGCUUCAGUUUUCAUUUGUGAUUGAUUGAAUGAAGACCUAAGACGAAAAUGAAGUGUGUGGUGUUAACAGCGGUUUUUUUGUACUUUGUCCUUGUGGCUGAUGCGGAAGAUACUUCUGAAGAAAGAAAGAUAGAACCAGAUUCUUUCUUGAAGGCGUAUGAGGAUACGAAAAAUUUGAAUUCUCGAAUUUCCUCUGUUCCGAAAGGAAAUAGGAGAGAGAUAGACACGGGAUAUCCAGGAUCAGGACCAGGACCUCAAUAUGGAGCUCCAGUGUAUGUUCCUCAGAAAAGUUACGGUCCCCCUGUACCAUCUUAUGGACCUCCUGAACCUAUAUAUGGACCUCCAGUUCAUAGUGAACCAAAACCAAUCUACGGCCCGCCUGUACACAGUCAACCACAGCCAGUGUAUGGACCUCCUCAACCGGUAUAUGGACCUCCUCAACCAGUAUAUGGACCUCCACAACCAGUAUAUGGACCUCCACCACCAGCAUUCAAUGGAAUACCCUAUUCUUUGAUAGAGGGUAUUUUCGACAAAUUCAAAUACAAAUUAGACCUGUUCACAAUAGGCAAAAUCAUCCUUAAGUUAGUCAUUUUCAAAAAAAUCGUUAGUUUUAUAGGAAUAUUGUGCCUUUUGUUAUUUAUACCAUCGUUGAAGAAUAAGAAUAUGAUGCAAAUGCCCCAGAUGGAUGAAGAAAUGUUCAGGAGUUUUGUUACGAAUUAUAAAUACGAAUAAAUUAUUGAAAAAAGUAA
Harmonia axyridis is the source of this 816-nucleotide messenger RNA. RefSeq names its product actin cytoskeleton-regulatory complex protein PAN1-like. The record is from RefSeq and is a predicted model, not a curated record. The transcript has 2 exons. Bases 116 to 799 code for a protein of 227 amino acids. Lineage: Eukaryota; Metazoa; Arthropoda; Insecta; Coleoptera; Coccinellidae.